Molecule: messenger RNA, 2133 nt
Organism: Pyricularia pennisetigena
Lineage: Eukaryota; Fungi; Ascomycota; Sordariomycetes; Magnaporthales; Pyriculariaceae
Exons: 3
Coding region: 25-2133 (702 amino acids)
Source: RefSeq, a predicted model, not a curated record
AUAGCGUUGGUGAGGGAACGAGACAUGGCUCCAUCGAAUCAUGCACGGCACUUCGCCUGCAUGAUGCGAGGGCAAGUUCCUACCAAGGCCGACUCAUCUUCGAUCACAUUGUCGACACGACAAAACGACAACAGCAAAGACCGCGACCGAGGCGGACGUGAUCGGGGAAGUGGCAGAUCCGGCAGAGGUGACGACGGUAGUGGUAGCCGAGGUGAUAGGAGCAACAGGGGCGGCGGAGGACGGAGUUUCUUCGGAGGAAGACGCACGGGCGAUAACGACAGGAACGGCGACAGCAGCAACAACAACCGAAGCCGCGGGAACCGUGGGGCCGACAACGAUUCUACUAGCCGCAGCCGGGCUCUGGUCACGUCCUCUGGAGCGCCGGCCCCAGCCGCAUCUAUGACAAACUCCACAGGCACACCACAGCCGCCGCCAGCUAUUGCCUCACCCUCCCCCAAAGUCGAAGGAGCAAAUCCGGUCGACAAUGCGGCAUCUCCAAGUGAUGGACAGGCAGGCCGGGCCCCGCCGGCAGCUGUAAACCCUCCCUUGACCACGACGAAUUCGAACCUAAGCCCGGUCAUCCUACUCUCUACAGUCAUACCGGAUUUCGCCAACACAGUUCCGCGAACAACAGCAUCGCCUUCUGCCCCGGCCUUGGCAACUGACAUUCCUGCUCUACCCGACACUACACCAGGCCCGGAACUUGCAAACGGUAUCAACCCGGCGAGAGGCACCGGGGCUGGCUCUCCUAACACUCCGAACUCCUCGAAAUCAUAUUCUGAUGGCGCACCUGCUCAACAGCAACAAGGCCCAUCGCAACAGGCCGGUGUUUCAAUGGACGUUACAACCGAGCGGGUUCUGAUAUCUGCUGGCUCAAUAGUUUCUUUCGCUAUACUCUGCUUUGUUGGUUGGAUGCUUUGGCGUACUGUCAAGAGGUCCAAGCAGCAGGGGGAACCGAGCUCGUUUGCCAAGACAUCAAGAAAUGGAGAUUCCGACAAUGCUCCAGCCUUCUACCACAAAUUCGCCGCCAAGAUACCAUUCCUGAAGAAUCGUCAGCAAUUACCGUGGCAGGAAGUCAAUGAGAAGGACAGCCGGAGUGCAUCGCUGAACCGCGGUAUUGCCGUCUCAGCGACCCCGGCAGCAACGCCAGCAACCUCAGCAAUGCCGGCAACGUUCGCGACCCCAGCCUCUGUGAACAUGACGAAUGGCAACGAGAAAGCGAACCAGCCGCUUCCAACAUUACCGCGUCUACAAACCAGCAUCUCUGCCCUGCAUCAGCCGCAGCUGAACAUGUCUCCCGCCAUGGGUAUUUCGCCGGCAGGAAUUGGCAUGUCGCCUGGAGCGAGUAGCCAGUCUCCAGCCAGGUCACUCGUGAACACUCCACAAGUACCACAGCUACAGUAUGACUUCAAUGGCUUGAAAACAAGACCCAGGGAGUCUGCGGUAUCGUUUCAUCAAGCAAACAACUCGUUCAGCUCGACCAAUGCUGCUCAAUUUGAAGGGACGUUUACCAGCAACGGCGCAUCAGCUGGGACACUCAUGCCACCUAUGUUGAGCCCAGGCUACAACCGAAAUGAGCCCUCUGGAGAUACCUAUGAUGCUUAUAAUCAAAGGGGGCGUCAAGACAGCUAUGUGUCGAUGCUCUCGUCCCUAUCAUCGGGCUUUGGCGAUGGCGAUAUCAUCGUCGAUGAUCAACCGCAAUCGUGGCCUCAACCGCCGCCGCCACAAGGCCUAAGCGCAGAGCAGUUGUCUUAUGUGCAAACACAAGCGCCAUCAUCCCAUCAACAGUCACUGAACAUUCCCCCCAACGCCAGGACGUCAAGUCGAACAUCUUGGAUGAGCCGCUCAAAUCGGGACACUGUGUAUACACAAGCCAGUGAUGACUCGGCUCCCAGAUUCCGCACUGUUAGCUCAUGGGUCCACCAGCAAACAAGCCGCGUGAGAAGAGCCGAGCACCGAGCAAAAGCCAAUGGGCAGACGUCAUCGGUGCCAGGUACUACAGCACCUGGCUGGUACGACAUGCCACCUGAGCCUCAGUUUAACAUGAUGAUGGACGACGGCCAAGCGCCGCGGGCCCCCGAAUCCGUUCUCGGACGACGGCCAAGCGCCCCUGAAUCUGUUUUCGGGCGAUGA